Molecule: messenger RNA, 1668 nt
Organism: Alternaria rosae
Lineage: Eukaryota; Fungi; Ascomycota; Dothideomycetes; Pleosporales; Pleosporaceae
Exons: 1
Coding region: 1-1668 (555 amino acids)
Biological process (GO): potassium ion transmembrane transport; stabilization of membrane potential
Cellular component (GO): membrane
Molecular function (GO): potassium ion leak channel activity
Source: RefSeq, a predicted model, not a curated record
AUGCUGGGCUUCUUUCUCGGUCACUACCCUGAAAACUUUGCUUUGAGCGACAGUCAAAGGACGCUUAUUUUACAGACCAUGGCUUUCUUUAUUUGGCUAGGCGGUGGCGCCGCUGUCUUUGCGAAACUCGAGCAAGAUGCUGGAGAAGACAGUUGGAGGUUUGCCGAUGCCUUGUACUUCUGCGAUGUAACUAUCCUGACCGUUGGUUUUGGCGAUCUAGUACCCACAACCGAUGUCACUAGGGGUAUUGUCUUUCCAUACUCUGUAGGCGGAACGAUUACGCUAGCCCUCAUCGUCUCGUCGCUUUACACAGCAGUCCGCGAGCUCGGCGACGAGAAAAUUGUUCAGAAGCAUGUCGAUCGCAUGCGAGAACGAGUCGUAGAGCGUACAGUUACCAAUUCGUUUGAUCUCCGCCAUCGCGAACGAGAAGCCCACCAUCUUGUUCGGAGACGCAAACUUGGCAUUCCAAAGAUAUCAGCACCUAGUCAACCACGGCCCUUCAGAACGCCCAUGGGCGAGUCGGUUCAGCAUACAUCGACUAUGCAGGGCUUCGCUGAUGCUCUGCGUAUCGGUUCAUCCAAGCCCAAGAUCAUGUUAUUGAAAGAAGAAAAAGAUCGCUUCGAAGCUAUGCGCAAGAUCCAAGCCGACUCGAAGAAGUUUAAGCAGUGGAUGGCGCUUUUCUGGUCCAUCACGACAUUCUCGAUCCUUUGGUGUGUAGGCGCAGUGGUCUUCUGGAUCACCGAACAAGAAACCCAACACUUGACGUACUUCCAAUCGCUUUACUUCUGUUAUGUCAGUCUACUAACAAUCGGCUACGGUGACCUGGCACCAAGAUCUAAUUCCGGGCGCUGUUUCUUCGUCAUCUGGAGCUUGAUUGCCGUUCCGACCAUGACUAUCCUGGUCUCAGAUCUAGGCGACACUGUCGUCGCCAACUUCAAGAAAUGGAGUGAUGAGCUUGCAGAUUUUACAGUACUGCCGAAGGCAGGUAUCUGGCGUUCGUUUCUCAACAAGCACCCUUGGCUGCUGCGAUGGCUACAACGGUGGACAGACAAACGAGCGAGAAAGAGCCGAUUGAAGAGGGGUUUCGACGUGUCGGAUCCACGAUCUGACGACGGCAUCGUAGAUUCCUCCGAACCUCAAGACAGGGAAAGCACUUCAAACGAUCCUGAAGAGCGUGAAGCAGCAACCGACAUAGAACUUACUCUCCAUCCCACGGUUCCAGCCCUCGCCACCGAAGCCGAAGCCGAUGUCACAAACCCUCCCUCCCAUGCUUCGCUGACCCGCCGCCUCGCCCUGUCCAUCCAAAAAGUUUCGCACGACCUCAAGACCGACGACAAGCGCUACACGUACGAAGAAUGGGUCGAGUUCACACGACUCAUCCGCCUGACCAGUCCAGAGCGUCUAGACCGGGACAUAGGUAACGAUAAUACGACUUCGGAAGACGAGAACGAAGAGGGAUUGGUGAAUUGGGAUUGGAUCGGAGAUGAUAGUCCCAUGGUGUCUGGUAUCAGUGAGAGCGAGUGGCUUAUGAAGCGGCUGAUUGAAAGUCUUGUGAGAUUAGAGAAGCGGAAGGAGGGUGCAAGGCGGAGGUCUGAUGUUGAGGCUUUGAGGGAGAUGGAGUGUGGGAGAAGUGUGGGGAGUCAACGACAUAGCAUUGGGAGUCAGUAG